Rhodofomes roseus is the source of this 5076-nucleotide messenger RNA. Its product is annotated as glycosyltransferase family 24 protein. The coding region runs from base 254 to 5050 and encodes 1598 amino acids. The transcript is spliced from 31 exons. Gene Ontology annotation, cellular component: endoplasmic reticulum. Gene Ontology annotation, molecular function: UDP-glucose:glycoprotein glucosyltransferase activity. The record is from RefSeq and is a predicted model, not a curated record. NCBI's taxonomy places the organism in Eukaryota, Fungi, Basidiomycota, Agaricomycetes, Polyporales, Fomitopsidaceae.
GACUCGCAGUAGUACUACUACUCUCUACUUGCUAGUACCUACCACAAGUGCUCUCAGGCUUAUAUUGCCAUCUAGUACAUUGUCUCCUGCUGUUUGGUCAACAUACGCCGUGCUGCGGUUCCUUUUCAGAACAUUGCGGCUACCUGCUGCUCGCUCACCGUCUGGGACUACUAGCCACUGGCACAGCAAUUUCAUUGCUGCGCGCGGCUGAGAUUCUCUCUGGGCUUGGACAUACUAUUCGAAGGGAGAUCACAUGCGAAUGGUGCCAUGCAACCCUCUCCUUGCCUUACUCGUCUCGCUCGUUAGCAGGAGCUAUGCCAGGAGUCCUCCCGUCCAAGUCGAGUUACGGUCUUCAUGGCCGGCACCGCCACCACUUCUUGAGUCAAUAGAAUCCAUCGCUCUGGAAGAGCCGGAGGCCUUCUUGCCUCUGCUUGACGCCCUCACCAAUCCAGAGACGCGACCAGACCCAGCCCCGACUUCCUCGGAGGCAGCGCACAAGUACGCCUUCGACACUGCACUGUCCUCGGGCUUUCUUUCAGGCCCUGGCGAGUAUGCUUCGGCCGAAAUGAACCUUGCCUUGCAUGCCGCGACACCCAAAAUAGAAGCGUUCUACCAGUUUUAUACCGAUCGUCAUUCAAGUCGGAAGGAGGCCCUCAACAUUCCUAACUGCGAAUCCUGGGUAGACUGGUAUGGAAAGGUUGUUUGUGAUGCAGAGAGCCUUGCACGGCUCGCUACUGUGGACACCAUCGAUAACCCGAAUUCGACUGACGUAGACAGCUCAUACACACCGCCUCAACUCAUGUCCUUCGAUCAUGUCCACCCCUCGCCAGCGUCGAUCUUGGAACGUCCGCAGCGCACUGCCAUUCUCUACGCCUCACUAUCCUCCGACAACUUCCGGGAAUUACACUCCGUCCUGUUCGCGUUAUCUCGUGCUCCCAAUCCGCGUCUUGAGUACAUCCUACGGCCGAUACCACCGACUGGGGGCGAUGUUUCGCAGAGGAGCUAUCUCUCUGGUUACGGCGUUGCUCUUGACCUGAAAAAGAUGGAUUAUCUCGCGCUGGAUGAUAGAACGCAAAGCUCGAGCAAACAAGCGGACGAUGCGGACGAAGCAGCAACGUCCAUACAAGCCACAGACCCUGUUAUGGCGUUGAUCCACCGGUACCCGGAGAACACGACGACCGACGCAAGCGCACCCCUCACCGAGGACGAGCUUCUCGAGAUAGACUUCCAGGCUGCGCAGAUUAUCCGGGACGCGGACGAGCCUCUGCUGAUCCUGAAGCAGCUCGCUCAGAACUUCCCCAGAUACGCGACGUCCCUCGCGCGCCAAGUCACAGUCAACGCUGCCCUCGCUGAGGAAGUGGAGAACAACCAGGCGGUCGCGCGGGGUGGAACGAACGUCGCCUGGCUCAACGGCGUGCAACUAUCUGAGAAAGACAUGAACCCCUUCGCCUUGUUGAGAUUACUGAAGAAGGAACGCGGCAUCAUGCGGUCGUUGACGUCGCUCGGCUUGUCGACGACCCAGGCUCUCGAGCUCCUCACGCAUCCUAAAAUCAAUGCGGCUCAGGGCGCGUCGGAUGUCUUGGAUGGCAUCGUCGACGCUAGUGACCGGCAAGAGGGCGGUGGAGUGAUCCAGUGGUGGAACGACCUCGAGAAGGACUCACGUUAUGGUAGAUGGGCGGGCACGCUGAAUGUGUUCCUCCGCCCUAUGUACCCGGGCCAGUUUCCGAACUAUAGAGGCAAUCUGUUCAACAUCGUCAUCGUCGCAGACCUCUCCCAGACCAGCUCCCUGCACUUCCUGGGGACGACUGUCUCCAACAUCCUCGGCCGCAGCUUUCCCUUUAGAUGGGGUAUCGUGCCUAUUGCUGAAUCCGAGGAAGCGACGAAGGUGGCGCGUCUGGUGUACUUCCUGAUGGAACGCGUUGGGAAUGCGAACACCAUGGAGUUCAUUCGCCACAUCUCGCAAGCUGACAGACCUGUGGAGAAGACCACUACUACCGUCGACUGGGCGUUGGUGCGCACUGCGUUCAGCUCAUUCCGUGCCUCUAGCCAAGACCACGCGGAAACUCCCAUGCCCGAGCUGGAUAAAAUCCUGAACGGCGAAACCGAGGGGCUGGACGAGAGCAUCCAGAAGGCGCGGGCGUAUGCAACCAGGUUGGGUGCCACGGUUGCAUCCGCUCCGCAUGGACAUGCCUUCGUGAAUGGGAAGCAUUUCGAGUUGGAUGAUCAAUUCCUACAAUUCAUGCAGGUAGAGCUCCGGGAGGAGAUGCGUUACGUCCAGGAACAGCUGAUGUUGGGUGCGCUGACGGACGCCACAGCGGGCGAUGUGUCCACGUAUUUCUACGACGUGCCAGGGGUGUCCAAGCGGAGGAACCCGUACAUCUAUCCGUCGUCGAAGGCAGGCGGCCUGCGUAUCAGCAAUCUGUUCGAUUCCGUCUUGAAGCUCGGCUUCCCGAGUGCCCAGGAGUCGUUUGUGUAUCCAUCUGACGUGCAACAAGUUCCGCUGACGACCUACAUCGUCGCUGACCUGGACUCCGAUUCGGGCCAAUCGCUAGUGAGAGAAACACUGGCAGCCACGGGCGCGGAGUUCCCAUCCCGCAUCUCAUUCAUUCACAACCCGGCUGUUGGUUCCAUCGAGCCCGUCAUCCGCCCACAAGUUUCGUCACUCUUCGCGCAGCUGAUUGUCCACGGGCUUCUUGAGCGGGCUUCGCCAAGCCGUCUUCUCGAGAUUAUCGGCUUCGGCCAUGUCGCCGUUCCCAAUCACAGCCCGCAAAAAGUGAUAUCUCCUGAAGGCGCUCUAGACGAGAUCCUGGGUAAGACGGAGCUGAAAGACAGUGAAUACCGAGAGUACGUCAAAGUCAGCCGACUGGUCGCGCGGGAGUUUGGUCUCGCCCCGGGAGAGCAGGGUCUCGUCGUCAACGGACGUAUCAUCGGGCCGGUCGCAGUUGGGGAGUUUGUGGCACAGGACUUCCCUGUCCUGUCAACAUACGAGCUUCGCAAGCGCGUGCAGCCUGUCGUCGAUGCGUUGCAUGAUGUAGCAGGGUCACUCCAGGAGUACGAUAGGGCUUCGUAUGCCGAAGUAGUCUCACUGGCUUCUUCGCUGAUAUCUGCCAUCGAACUACCGGAUCCCAGCGAGGUCGGCCUGUUAAACGUGCCCCACAAGUCUCGUCAGUUAAAGUAUCGGCUGCUGGCUACAGAAUACACCGCUUUCACGGUGGGCGACAACUCUACAGCGUCCUACCACUUCGGGAUUUUGUUGGACCCUCUCAGCGAAGCCGCGCAGAAAUGGUCCAGCCUGAUGCAUUGGCUACUCGAGAUCCCCGGAGUGACGAUUGAACUGCAUCUGAACCCUGCCAAGUAUGGGGAGCUCCCUCUGAAACGAUUCUACAGAUACAACCUCUAUCCUAGAAUAACAUUUGAUGAGAGCGGGAAAGAAGUUCACGUCCAGACGGUUUUUACUGGGCUUCCCAUUGAUCCGAUUUACACUCUUGCGAUGGACGUUCCUCAAUCAUGGCUAGUCCGACCACGCGAGUCCUUACAUGACCUAGACAACAUCCUGCUUGCAGGCCUAUCCCCUCAAGAUCGUAUUCAGGGCGUGAAGGCAGUCUUCGAUCUUGAUUACCUGGUCGUUGAGGGCCAUGCACGAGACAUGUUCAUAGGCGGCCCCCCUCGCGGCCUCCAGCUUCAGCUCGCCUCCAACUCGGGUGAUCCUAUCGCAGACACGCUGGUAGUUGCAAAUUUAGGCUACUUGCAGUUCCGAACCAAACCAGGAGUGUUCCGCCUCGAAAUCCGUCCAGGUAGAGGGCGCGACAUAUUCAAGAUGGAGAGCGUCGGCAACGAAGGAUGGCAUAGCCCGUCUGUGGAUGAGUCGGGAGACGAGAUUACGUUGACUAGCUUCGAGGGUCUCAUCCUGUACCCUCGCCUCGUCAGACUGCCUGGCAUGGAGAGAGCAGACGCCCUGGCAGAAGUUUCCUCAGCUGGAACGUCCCCUAUCGGUCUGCUUGAUACCGUGAUCUCUCGCAUAACAUCCCUAUUUGGCGGGCAAAAGACUCAAGAAGUGACCUCGAUUGAGAACAAGCAGGCCGACAUAAACAUAUUCACCGUAGCGUCAGGCUUACUCUAUGAGCGCUUCGCGUCCAUUAUGAUCUUGAGUGUCCUGCGCAAUACCAAUCACAGCGUGAAGUUCUGGUUCAUCGAGAACUUCCUCUCGCCCUCGUUCUUGGAAUUCCUACCUCACUUCUCAGAAGCGUACGGGUUCCAAUAUGAGCUUGUGACGUACAAGUGGCCUUCGUGGCUUCGGGCACAGAAGGAGAAGCAACGCAUCAUCUGGGCGUACAAGAUCCUGUUCCUGGACGUCCUUUUUCCCAUGGACCUGAAGAAGGUUAUCUUCGUCGAUGCUGACCAGAUUGUCCGCACGGACCUAAAAGAGCUCGUUGACAUUGAUCUCCAUGGUGCUCCGUAUGGGUACACUCCUAUGGGGGAUGACAACGUCGAGAUGGAAGGCUUCCGCUUUUGGAAGACUGGGUAUUGGAAGGAGUUCCUGAAGGGCCUCUCGUACCACAUCAGUGCGCUUUACGUCGUUGACUUGGUCCGCUUCCGACAGCUGGGUGCUGGUGAUAUACUCCGUGGUCACUACCAACAGCUAUCUGCAGACCCAAACUCACUGGCAAACCUUGAUCAAGAUCUUCCGAACAACCUGCAACGGGACGUGCCCAUCUUCUCCUUACCCGAGGAUUGGCUUUGGUGCGAGACUUGGUGCAGCAAGGAUCGGCUGCAUCGCGCCAAGACGAUUGAUCUCUGCCAGAACCCUCUUACCAAAGAGCCAAAGCUCUCCCGCGCACGGCAGAUCCCCGAGUGGGAAGAGUACGACGCAGAGAUCGCGCGCUUCGCGCGUUCGCUUGCUGAAGAGGGCAAGAUGCUUUCCGGCAUUGUCGCUGCGGAUGUCAAUGUCCUCGCUGAAGCGGGCUCUAACAAGCCGAAGCCUGAGCUGCCAGCCGAAGACAUGGCGAUGGAGAGCGGUGCUGGGGAAGGGGCACCAAGAGAUGAGCUGUGAGGAUCGAUGGCGAGGGAGGUGUUGUG